This is a messenger RNA of Abrus precatorius (Indian licorice), 636 nucleotides long. RefSeq lists its product as uncharacterized. The record is from RefSeq and is a predicted model, not a curated record. The transcript has a single exon. Lineage: Eukaryota; Viridiplantae; Streptophyta; Magnoliopsida; Fabales; Fabaceae. The coding region runs from base 83 to 622 and encodes 179 amino acids.
CUUUUACUCUUUGAACGAAGAAGGCAAGCUCUGACAUGACGCGUUUCCAGUGAUCUUCUGCAUCGCCUACUUGCAGAGCAAAAUGUCUUCUUCAUUCACGAGUGUCCACAUCACAGCCUUAGACGCCAUCGUGAACGUGAACUCUCUCUUCACCCUCGCCGUUUUCAUCGGCUUAACGUGGAACCCCAACGAUCCUCAGAAUAGCCUCAACACCGAUCCUUCUUGUGCUCCCACUUCCACCAUCGCUCAAAACCUCGUCGCCUUCCAUGUCUACUCCUUCAGCUCCUUCCUCUUCUCCAGCCUCAUCGCUCUCGCUCUCAAACAAGCCAUUCGCCUCUCUCGAUCUUCCUCCUCCUCCUUCCACUACCCUCACGCCGUCGAGUUUCUCGCCGUUUACAUCAACCGCACCGCCCUCCGCGUCGGCAUGCUCGUCUCCGGCGCCGGCUCUGUUGCCGGAUGUGGCUUUCUCAUGCUCGCUCUCGUCAAUGUCGCUCAGAUCAAGCUCGGAACCCUCGCUUGUGGAAGCUCUCACACUUUAGCUGCUGUGGUUCCGCUUCUUAUUUUGGUUCCGAUCGCGCUUCUCAUCUACGUCUUUGUCGUAUUGUACGCGUUCACUCGCUAGGGUUUGUAUUGUUC